AUGCGCAAACAUCGCGCACUUUUCCAAUUUGACGCUGGUGAAUUUGGACAAGGAUUCUCUGCGCCGAGUAAUGCAGAAGCAAUAGAGGCUACAGUACUGAAAGAAGUUGUUCCUCCUUCAGUACUUGGCAAAAUCGAAGCUGCAGCGACAAAACCCAGCACUUCUACUCUUACUCAUCUUCCAGCAAAAGCAAAAGCGCCAGCUCUUACUUCUGGUCGUCGUAAAUUUGCGUCUUCUCGAAAACGUACUACCUCCACUCCCGCUCCAGUUGAUCCAGCUACAACAACUGUGAACACCAAACGGCGACCACAAAUAUCGGUUGACAAACCCAAGAAUUGGAACAGACCAAUCGCAGAAGGUGUUCUGCCAGCCUACGAUGAGGCUCUGAAACUUAUCAUGCGAGAUUCAGAAGACUUGUCGAAGGAGGCACGGAAGGUGGGUAAAGAAAUUGAUGCUCUGGAAGCUCAGGCAGAGGCCGAAGAAGCGCAGGGCAAUAUUGAGAAGUUCAACAGCAUCCUGGAAGAGCUAGAGUCCCUGCGUAAAAAAUACCAGAUUCUCUCCGUACAAUCUCAGAUCAACAUGCCUUCAGUUCGCUGGACUGUCAACAAUGCUCAGUUAGACCCUUGGAAUCCUGCCCACCUUCAUCUUGCCGAACAACGCUGGCGAGGACAAGGCGCGCUCGACCUUCUCAUGGAACGUAUACACCAGAUGCACGUUGUUCCGGACUUGCUUCCUGGUGUCCAUCCUUCGCUGGAUCUCCAUGUCACCGUCCCGUAUCCAUUGAACAAACAAUUCAAGCGGAGUAUGAAGAGCGGUGGAAAGAGCAUCGUCGGCGUCGAGCCUGGCAGUUUCCUAUCUCCAACUCAGACAGCUCGUGCACCCGGGCUGUGGGCUCAUGCCUGGCACUCUGAUGUGAGACUGUAUACGAUGGUCAUGCUUGACCCGGAUGUGCCUAACGAGGAGACGAGGUCUUUUACGACGUAUUUACAUUGGAUGAAACCAAACAUACCCGUUUCUGCCGUCGCUGACCCUCGCGCCUUCAUAUCACCUUCACUUCUUAAUAGCCACACGACGUACGUUCCUCCACAUCCACAGCAAGGAACGCCGUACCAUCGAUACACCAUCCUUCUCCUUCCUCAACCAGCGAAAUCUGUGUACUCUCUGAAUACUGAGGCUAAAAUUUUCAAGGAUUUGGCGAAUCAUAAUGCAGAGCGUGAGACGAUCGGGGUUCGUAUCAAUGAGCUCAACACGAAGAAAGCUAAAGCCAAGGGUCAAGGUGAAGUAAAAGGACUCACUCCCGCUGAAUUUGAAGAGCUGAAAACCCUAUCGAAACAAUUCACCACCACUCACGCUGAACUGUCCGUUUCCUCGCCCACAUCAUGGCCUCUCCCUUUGCUCAAAGAACACACCACAUCUCAAUGGCUCGACAUCCCUGUCGUACCAGAUUCUGAACGCCGUGGGUUCAACCUGCGCCAAUUCAUCAGGGAGUGGGGUUUAUCUGGCUCUGAUGAUUCAACACUCAAGGAUAUCGGUGGAUCCGCUCUUGGAGGCGGAACCUCCGGGCAGUCUCUACCUGGGUUGAGGGCGCAGGUGAACGGCGGUAAAGGUCUUGGCACUGAAGAAAAUAAUGCAGUUGUUGUUGGCGGGGGAGUACAUAUGUUUAGAGAGUUGUGGGAUGAGACUGUUAGUGGGGUGUUCGAGGUUUCGGUUGCUGAGGGUCGUGAAAAUGAAGCGAAGUACGCACUGCCGAAAAAGGUGGAUCGGUACGAGGAUUUAAAGGGUGUCAGGAAGUACAUCUAA
Molecule: messenger RNA, 1800 nt
Organism: Lentinula edodes (shiitake mushroom)
Lineage: Eukaryota; Fungi; Basidiomycota; Agaricomycetes; Agaricales; Omphalotaceae
Exons: 3
Coding region: 1-1800 (599 amino acids)
Source: RefSeq, a predicted model, not a curated record